AUGUCGAAACAAGUGUCAAUUCCUUUGAUACGGAGCACUAUUGCACCGUUUCCUACUCUCGAUCUACCAGCGACAGAAGCUCGAUUAGGGGAAGUCCUCGGAAACCCCGAUAUUCAGGAUUAUAUAAGGAACGCCUUCCCAGAUAUCAUAGAUCCAAAGUUGAGCUGUCAGAUGCCAACUAAACCUAGAAACAUAAAGAAAACUCUGAAUAUGACGCCUGAGAAUUUCCAAAAACUCGGCGGUGUUUUAAGCGUGACCUCGAAAUCCGAAUCCCUCUACAAGUCGAUGGUUACGCAGAGUGCCGAAGACCAUGGUCUGGAUGGCGAAAGCAGCGAUAUUAUGAUGCUGGUGCAACAACUACGCAACGAUUUAAUAUCGCAGGGGGCCCAAUUGAGCGCUCAAAUGGAGGCAUCGAGAAUUCAAAGGGAGGCGCAACAAAAACUUGAGGCCAAAUCGAAUACCCAAAUGGAAGCAUUGAAGAUUCAAACGGAGGCACAAAAAAAACUUAAAACCCAAUUGAGCGCCCAAACGAAGGCAUUGAAGGUUCACGCGGAAGUGCAACAAAAGCUUAAGGCCCAAUUGAGCGCCCAAACAGAGGAAUUGAAGGUUCAAACGGAGGAGCAACAAAAACUUAAGGCCAGAUCGAAUGCCCAAACGAAGGCGCAACAGAAACUCGAAGCUAAAUCGAAUGCCCAGGCGGAGGCACAACAUGGACUCGAGGCCGAGGUUCAGUCCCUGAAGAAAAAAGUGGAAAUGCUCAGCGACUUCGGAGAGCUUCAUAUACGCAUUUUGAUAAAUAUUGCCUUUCAAAAAUCGAAAGCUCAAGGGCAUACCUAUGCAUCUAAAGCCCAGUUCUUGACCAGAAGCGACGCACUCACAGCAGAGACCAAAAAGUUCUUCAAAACGCUUGUAAGAAGCGGCACAUACAAGCAGAUCCAUCAAACCAGUCACUUUACAAGACUCGGAUAUAUCGCACAGACGAUACAAUCACUGGUGAGUCAGGGUUCUGCCGCACCGUAUGAAGAAUUGUUCACAUAUUGUUUCCAAUCAACAAUUCAGGAUUCAAUGGAUUCGAUGGAUUCCGUCGAUGACCUCCAGUCUGAAUGA
Molecule: messenger RNA, 1107 nt
Organism: Orbilia oligospora ATCC 24927
Lineage: Eukaryota; Fungi; Ascomycota; Orbiliomycetes; Orbiliales; Orbiliaceae
Exons: 4
Coding region: 1-1107 (368 amino acids)
Source: RefSeq, a predicted model, not a curated record